AUUUAUUACGUCUCUCUCUCUCUCUCUCUCGUUUCAUCCACUCUGGUUUUUGUCGGACUUUGCUAGAAGAAACCCUAGACCACAAGAGACUCUUGGAUUGUGUAUGAGAGAGAGCUGCUCAUCGAUUAAUGGCGGAGCACUUGGCGUCUAUAUUCGGGACGGAGAAGGAUCGAGUGAAUUGCCCGUUUUACUUCAAGAUCGGUGCUUGCAGACAUGGUGAUAGGUGUUCUAGGCUCCACACUAAGCCUAGCAUUAGUCCUACAUUGCUUAUUGCCAAUAUGUAUCAAAGGCCUGAUAUGAUCACUCCUGGAAUCGAUCCUCAGGGCCAGAACAUAGAUCCUCGCAAAGUCCAGGAGCACUACGAGGAUUUCUACGAAGAUCUAUUUGAGGAGUUGAACAAAUAUGGAGAGAUUGAAAGCUUGAAUAUUUGUGACAAUCUGGCUGAUCACAUGGUGGGUAAUGUAUAUGUUCAGUUUAGAGAGGAGGAGCAUGCUGCAAAUGCACUGAAGAACCUUAAUGGAAGAUUCUAUGCAGAUUUCCGUGAAGCCACAUGUAGGCAAUAUGAGGAGAACACAUGCAAUCGAGGUGGCUAUUGCAAUUUUAUGCAUCUGAAAAAGAUUAGCAGGGAAUUGAGACGGCAACUGUUUGGGAGGUAUCGGCGGAGGCGCAGCCGCAGCCGCAGUCGAAGUCCAAUCAGGCAACGUAAUUAUAAGGAGCAUCCACAUGGUGGCCGUGGUCAUGGUAGAUGGCAUGAUGACAGGGAUCUCAAUAACUUUGAUGAUCGAGGCAGGAGGCCCAGGAGCCGAAGCCCAGGACAAAGGAGGGGAAGAAGCCCGAGCCCCAGAGGGAGGAGGAAUAGGAGUCCGGUCAGGGAAGGUAGUGCUGAAAGAAGGGCUAAAAUUGAGCAGUGGAACAGGGAGAGGGAAGCGGCCCAAUCUGGUAAGCAGAAUAAUGGCAAUAUUGAUCCCAACAAUAAUGAGAGCAAUGCCUACAGUCGUGGAGGCCGUUACAUUGAUCAGCAACAGCAAGAAGGAUAUGACUAUUGACACUUGGAUUUUUCUGGUUUGUCCUUUUCUCUAGUUCAUCUCUAUCUCUUGUUGCCCCCAAGGAGAAAAUGGUUGCAUUUUUUCAGAAAUAAUCAAUUUAUGAAAUAUAGCUUACAUGUUUCCCCUGUGCAGGUGGUGUACAGGUUCACAAUUCUAUGAUAUGGAAUGUUAAACCUAUUUUUUUAUUUUUGGACCCCCCAAUCUCCAUGAUUUACCCCGACUGUGUGCUUGUGAAUGUUCCAAGUUUUCAAUCUUUUUCUCUCCUCUCUCGACAUUCAUGUUUCAAAUCCUUUCAAUCUUCCAUGGCAGAAUGAAUUAUUGGUGCUUCUAUUUCAAUGCUUUGUCCACUCCUCAUUUCUUAGCAAUUGAAAAGUCUAAAAAAUUCACUUGGAGCAUGUCAUAAUCAGUGUGUUUUGCUGGGAACUAUUUAAGGAUAACAAUUGGCUUACCGUUUUCUGUGUUGUCUGCGUGCAUGCUACUAUGAAUUGACCUUUCUAUGACCACUGCACACAUACAGGGACCCAUCAAUUCUCCCAUGUUUCUGUAUUUGGGAUUUUGCUUUUUAUCUUUUCUUAGAAAAGUUGUGGUCUUACCUGUUUUAUGAGUUUUGCAGGUUCAGGUAUCCCUGCUCAUGGAUCAAGCCUUUUUUAUAUUGAAGCUUUCCAUGAAAUUUUUGUACAGGUUGGUUGCAUUAUCAGUGGAUUAGACAGGAUUUAAACAGAUUUUCAAUGGUGGAAGAAUCAUUGCAGAAGCUUUUCAAACUUCCAAAGAGAUCCACUUUGGUAGGUGAGCUUUUCCUUUCGAACUCUACAUCCUUCCCUUAAGGCUGCAGGUUGCUCGAUUGCUCGCUCGCUCUAGGAUAGGAAGAAGCAGACGACAGAAUAGUAGGAAGAAGACAUUAUCUUUUUACCCUUAUGAGAGAAUUUCAGCUGAUGCAUUGAGUUCUGUAUGUAUAUACUGGUUGACGAUGUUAAAUGCUAUGGAGUUUGCAAGAUUACAUAUAUUGUAAUGGAGUGUAUAUUUAUCAGGGAUAAUUGUUCCAUAAUUUCAUUAGAUUUGUUUAGUUUCUA
Molecule: messenger RNA, 2116 nt
Organism: Macadamia integrifolia
Lineage: Eukaryota; Viridiplantae; Streptophyta; Magnoliopsida; Proteales; Proteaceae
Product: splicing factor U2af small subunit B-like
Exons: 5
Coding region: 129-1046 (305 amino acids)
Biological process (GO): mRNA splicing, via spliceosome
Cellular component (GO): spliceosomal complex; U2AF complex
Molecular function (GO): metal ion binding; pre-mRNA 3'-splice site binding
Source: RefSeq, a predicted model, not a curated record